Phytophthora nicotianae INRA-310 is the source of this 399-nucleotide messenger RNA. RefSeq lists its product as hypothetical. The record is from RefSeq and is a predicted model, not a curated record. Lineage: Eukaryota; Oomycota; Peronosporomycetes; Peronosporales; Peronosporaceae. The coding region runs from base 1 to 399 and encodes 132 amino acids. The transcript is spliced from 2 exons.
AUGUCCAGAUUGGUGAGGCUGGACGAACGCGAGGUGAACGGAAUAUACGACACAAGACCCAACGAGGACUCAGUGACGGAGCAAGUGUCGAAGGAUGAUGACGUUGCGGCUAUACCAGAGCUCAACGAGCGAUCGGGGGAAGAUGAACCGAUGGAAGCAUCGGUGGAGCAUGUCGAAGACGCUAACAUGCAGGAGGUGGAGCAACCGGAACCAGUACAAGAGCUGACCACCUACCGAGGACUCGAUAGACCCAUGAGCGAGAGCAUGGUCUUCCACCCGGAGCCAAGCCGUGCCCAGCGUGCACAAGAACCUGUCCUACUACUCACAGAGGACUCAACGAACGACGGAGAGUCCAAGGUGAACGCGACCGAGGGUCGACGAGGACUGCCUACUGGCUGA